Trichoderma harzianum CBS 226.95 is the source of this 1053-nucleotide messenger RNA. RefSeq lists its product as hypothetical. The record is from RefSeq and is a predicted model, not a curated record. Lineage: Eukaryota; Fungi; Ascomycota; Sordariomycetes; Hypocreales; Hypocreaceae. Bases 1 to 999 code for a protein of 332 amino acids. Gene Ontology annotation, molecular function: oxidoreductase activity. The transcript has a single exon.
AUGAAAGCCAUUAUUCAACCCGACAAGACUUCUCAUGCGCUGAUCCUUACCCAGAAGCCAAUUCCGAUACCUGCUCAUCCUCAAGAUGUUCUCGUCAGAGUCCAUGCAACCACACCCUGCAAAGGCGAGCUGGACUGGGCACUAUAUGCCCCUGAAUACAUACUACCUAGCAAGAUUCCCAUCCCGGGGCAGGAUCUUGCUGGGAGUGUACUUUCAGUUCCAGAGGGCAGCAAAUUUAAAAUCGGAGACUCCGUAUAUGCACGAAUUGAGGCCAAUCGUCCCGGCGCUGGUGCAGAGUAUGCACUCCCACGGGAAAGCGAACUCGCCCUCAAGCCUAAGAACCUCAGUUGGAUUGAGACUGCAGCCACUCCACUAAGUUCAUUGACGGCAUACCAGGCUCUCUUUACACAAGGAAAUAUUUGUGUGGCCGCCCUGACAGGAGACCAGAUCGCAAAAAACACCAAUGCUAAUCUUCGUGUCCUCAUUACCUCUGCGUCCAGCAGUGUAGGUAGCUGGGCCAUCCAGCUCGCUCGAGAGGCAGGCGUCGGAGGCAUCAUCGGUGUUACCUCUACUAAGAAUAUCGGCUUUGUUCGUAGCCUAGGCGCUACUGAGAUAAUCGAUUACACGGAUCAAGAUAUUUCGGACUGGGUAGCUUAUGAUCAAUCAAGAGAGGUAGAUUUGAUCAUCGACACGAUUGGAGGCCCGUCACUCGCGUAUUCAUGGCACGCUAUAAGAGAGGGAGGUAAUAUUAUUAGUGUUUGCAGUUUCCCAGAGCAGAGUCGCCCCGACGGAGUUACUAAGAAAGCCAACAGCUCAUUCUACCUGGUUAAUCCUAAGGGCACUGAUCUCGAUUCGAUCACACACCUGAUUGAAGCGGACAGAGUCAAACCCAUUGUUGACAGUGUGGUUGAAUUUGACGAUUUUGCAAAGGCUUGGGAGAAGGUUGAGGCAGGCCACACAAGAGGCAAAGUGGUGGUCAAGAUCUCUGGAGAAAUGUAAGCGGAUGGAUAGUAGGAGUCUGUUCCUAGCUAGGCACCUGUGUGUUUGUAAAAG